AUGAACAAAUUCUUGGCAGUUAUUUGCUUUGUGACUUUGGCAGCUGCUGUGACAGCUACAGAUUAUUGCAACAAAAAAAUUUGUAAUGGCAAUGGCGCUACCCAUAUUGGCUGUAAUAAUAAUGGGAAAUUCUCUUCUGCUUGUCCUGAAGAUGCCGAAAGGAGAGAUAUAACUGAGUCUUUAAAGAAAUUCAUUGUCGAGGCCCACAAUGAGAAGCGUAAUAUUAUUGCUGGUGGUGGAGAUAAAUCCCUUAAACCAGCUUGCCGCAUGGCCACUAUGGAGUGGGAUGAUGAAUUGGCCUCUUUGGCAGAACUCAAUGUUUUGCAAUGCAAAAUGAACCAUGAUAAUUGUCACAAUACCAAUGGCUUUAAAUAUUCUGGACAAAAUCUGGGUACAAUUGGUUUCACAGGUGAUGUCAAUGAUACUGCCAGAAUUCAAAAAUCUAUUGAAUUAUGGUAUGAGGAGAAAAAGGAUGUCUCGCAGUCUAUUAUAGAUAAAUAUCCCAAGGGUUAUAAAGGACCAGCCAUUGGCCAUUUCACUGUUAUGAUGGCUGAUCGUAAUAUACGUUUGGGUUGUGCUGCUUCCACAUACUCCGUUUCUGGCAAAGAUUAUAAAAAUUAUUUGUUUGCUUGCAAUUAUGCCGCCACCAAUAUGAUUGGUUUUGCCAUCUAUAAAAGCUGCGCUAAGCCUGCCUCUGAUUGUAAAUCUGGCACUAAUUCAUCGUAUAAGAAUUUGUGCUCCACUUCGGAGUCAUAUAAUGUUAAUAAAUAUCCUUAG
Messenger RNA from Calliphora vicina (urban bluebottle blowfly), 777 nucleotides. Its product is annotated as antigen 5 like allergen Cul n 1-like. The coding region runs from base 1 to 777 and encodes 258 amino acids. The transcript has 3 exons. Lineage: Eukaryota; Metazoa; Arthropoda; Insecta; Diptera; Calliphoridae. The record is from RefSeq and is a predicted model, not a curated record.